CCUCGCCCUCGGGAGAUGGGAACGCGCUGCCGAGGCGGGGGUGGGGGGAGAAAGGGGGCUGGGGGUCUGCUCCUCAGCCCCAUCUCCGUUCCCGUCUCCUUCCCCAUCCCUGGCGGCCGCUGUCCGGAAGGAGGGGGAGGUGAACUCAGGGAUGCAUCCCAGGGACCAGAGGCAGAGACGAGUCUGAGCCUGGGAGCGGGGGUGGCCAAGCCAGCACAGAUUGUGCUGUGCGCGUACGACAAUCGCUGUGUAUGGAUGGCUCCGAGUGUGACAGGCACUCUAUGUGAUCUUGCGUGUGAGACUGGGCUUGCAGCAUGACCCUGUGUGUGGCAGGGGACCGGUAGGAGGACGGGUGUGUGCCAGUGGCUGGGGGCAUCCUGGCGCGAGCCCUGGGCAGCGGGGCUCUGAACGGAGCGGGAGGGGGAGGUGCUACUGGUGAGUUCUGAUGUGCAAUGGACAUAUGCCGGGUGUGUGCUGUGCCGACCUGCGGAGGGGGCUGCUCCCCGGGGUUCUCACCGUGCCGUGUGGGCCUUCUGGGAAGGCGGCUGCUGUGGGUGUCCAGCUUCCUCGUCGAUAAGUAUGUGGCUGUGGGCACUUCUGCAGAAAAGUACUUGAACCUGACGGUUACCUCCUCAGUGACCCCUAAAUCCUCCACAUCUCAGUCAAGAUGCCAACGAGACGCUGGACACCCGGCACUCAAUGCAUCACCAAAUGUGAACACAUGAAGCCCAAGCCAGGAGAGCUGGCCUUCCGCAAAGGCGAGGUUGUCACUAUCCUGGAGGCCUGUGAGAGCAAGAGCUGGUACCGGGCUAAGCACCACGAGAGUGGUCAGGAAGGGUUGUUGGCAGCUGGAGCCGUUCGAGAGCGAGAGGCCAUCCCCACUGACCCCAAGCUCAGCCUUAUGCCGUGGUUCCAUGGCAAGAUCUCCGGACAGGAGGCAGUUGCUCUGCUACAGCCUGCCGAGGAUGGGCUCUUUUUGGUCCGGGAGUCUGUGAGACACCCUGGUGACUAUGUGCUGUGUGUCAGCCAUGGCCAGGAGGUGGUUCACUACCGAGUGCUACACCACGGUGGACGGCUAACCAUUGAUGAGAGUGUCUGCUUCUACAAUCUUAUUGACAUGAUUGAGCAUUACAUGAAGGACAAGGGAGCCAUCUGUACAAAGCUAGUGAAACCCAAGAGGAAACAUGGAACCAAGUCAGCUGAGGAGGAGCUGGCCAAAGCUGGCUGGUUACUGAACUUACAGCAGCUGACCCUGGGCAGCCAGAUCGGAGAAGGAGAGUUUGGAGCUGUGUUGCAGGGGGAGUACCUGGGCCAGAAGGUGGCCGUGAAGAACAUCAAAUGUGAUGUCACAGCCCAGGCCUUCCUGGAUGAGACUGCUGUCAUGACGAAGAUACAGCACAAGAAUCUGGUGCGGCUGCUGGGGGUUAUUCUUCACCAAGGACUUUACAUUGUCAUGGAAUACAUGAGCAAGGGGAACCUGGUGAAUUUUCUUCGAACUCGGGGCCGUGCCCUGGUACACAAAGCCCAGUUGCUGCAGUUCUCCUUGCAUGUGGCUGAGGGCAUGGACUACUUGGAGGGUAAGAAACUCGUUCACCGAGACCUGGCUGCCCGAAACAUCCUCAUCUCGGAGGAUCACGUGGCCAAAGUCAGCGACUUCGGUCUGGCCAAGGCUGAGCGAAGGGGCCUGGAUACCAGCCGACUCCCUGUCAAGUGGACAGCACCUGAAGCCCUGAAACAUGGGAAAUUCUCCAGUAAGUCAGAUGUCUGGAGUUUUGGGAUCCUUCUGUGGGAAGUGUUCUCCUAUGGCCGGGCUCCGUACCCCAAGAUGUCUCUAAAGGAGGUGUCUGAAGCCGUGGAGCAGGGCUACCGAAUGCAGGCCCCGGAAGGCUGUCCUGCCAGUGUCUACGCCCUCAUGGCCAGCUGCUGGGAGGUGGAACCUACUCGCCGUCCGGCCUUCAGGAAACUCUUGGAGAAGCUGGCCAAGGAGCUGAGGAGCACAGCGACGGAGCCCGGCCCUGAGGGCAGCUCGGUUGGCCCCCAAGGCCUCCAAGAACCUUGACCCUCUAGCCUUGUACCCCCAAAGCUGCAGACCAGGCUCUAUAGACUAACAUGGAGGGCUCCCCGAGGCCUUGCCCAGCCCAGCCCAACCCCGUUGGGGACUGGAGGGAGACUGGGGAAUGUCAGAACGCCUCCUCCUAUCUCCUCUCCUCCCUGGGUAAUUCCUGGGCUGAGAGAGCCACCCAAAAGGGGAUCAGGGCUGGGUGGGAGAGUGCAUGGGGUGGGGACUGUCAAGCCGUGCCCUCCCCCCACCGAGCUUCUGAGGAAUCUGGCCUGGGUUUCCCUGGGCAAAGGGACUCCAUCGCUGGUGGUGCCUUCUUGGGGGAUAACCAGGGAAGUGCUCCUAGAUGACCUGUAGACAUCAAGAAGCCCCAGGGAGGGCCCUGGCCACCUGGGAGAUGAUAAAGGACAUGGAGGCUUGAUUAUUCUGAGAACAAUGCUCUUCUGUGUCUCUUUGUCCCCUGCCCUUAUUAACUUCCCCGCAGAGAUCAGAGUGGGCUUGGUGCAGGAUCCCCCGGCCAGGGCCAGCUCUGUGUAUCUUGGAAAAUGCACUAUGAAUGCCCAGCCCCUCCCUAAGAUCUUCGAAUCCAUCCUGAGAGGGAGGCCAGCUUUCCAUGGCUCUGCACCCAGGGAGACCUUUCUGGGGGAGGAUCUCCCAGAAUCCCGUCAUUCCCCUCCUGGGGAUCUGACCUGGGAUCACCCGCUCCACUGGAUGAAGGGACCUAGUAGUGGGAUCCCACCACCCUCGGACACGCAGAUCUCUUGGACCCCCAAAUCAAGGGAGGGCUCCUUCUCCUCACCCCAAGGAUGAGCAAUAAAGCGGCUCCCCUGGAGCUCGGGGAAGCAGGGGUUAAAGUGCCAGAUCCCUGGAUCCCUGCCCCACUCCACCCCUUUCCCUACCCCAGUGAGAUGGGUCAGAACAGGGCUCGGAAUGGACUCUACACAAGUGAAAUGGAAAGAAGCUCACCCCCUGCCAUGAGCCUUAUCCUUCCUCCACCUGAGCAAGGAGCAUCUCCAACAGCUGGAAGGCUCCCGAGGCUUCCUGUUCCUCCACGGACAGCAGCAACUCUCGGGCCAGCUUUCCUCUAAAGCCUCAAUCUGGCCCUUCCAAGCCCCCCUUCUCCCACUUGUGCCCUUUGGGGCCAGCCGAGGGAGCCUGCUCCCUUUCCUCUACUUAAAGGUAGGUCUCGCGCCUUCCUAAAGCCCUCGGCAUGGCCAGACCUGCCAAAGGAAGCUAUUCUCCUGCCUUUCCCCUGAAAGGGCCAAACCAUGCCCUUAUUUUCCCCUUGGAAACCCUGAAGCCCCUGAGGCCUGGGCUCCCAACCCGGGCUAAGGAGGGGCCGCCACACUGCUGCCUGUCCUUCCGGGGCCCAGUAAUCCGGGGGCUGGCCUUGCCCCCACCCCCACCCCAGGGGCCUCUAAGCUGACACAGCGUCUGAAAGCAUCAGCCUCCAGGGCCUAAGAGGCUCAGGCCCAGGCCGAGUACCCUAACCCUCCCUGAUACUCCCCGCCUGCCCUCUUAACCAAUUUGUGGCCAAUUAGCCUAAUUGGGAGACUUGUAAAGACCAAGCUCGUUAAUGUUUUAAAGUGAUGAAGCAAUUAGGGGCCUGGAAAGGAGGGGACUUAUGGAGGGGGCUCCCCCUCCCUCUCCCAGCCUGCUACUGUCUCCACCGCUAUCUCCUUUGGCAGCCUGGACGUCCUGGCAGGAAUUGGCAUGGACAGAAGGUCCGAGCAAGAGAGGGAGACAUGGGACCUAAGCUUACUUUUAUAGAGAAGGAAACUGAGGCCAAGGGGGAGAGAGGGGACCGCUUAGGAUAGCAUCGUGAGGCAGUGGGAAGGGGAGGACCACACCUCAGCCCUCUUCCCCUGCUCUGCAGCUCCGAGGCUCCUUCUUUGGGAGCCUGGCAUGGUGGCUGGAGCUGGGUCUGAGCGCCCCCCUUGCCCCCUGAGAGCUGUGGCACCCAGAGCCCUUUCCGGAUGACACCUUCCCCAUACGGCAAAUGGGGACGACACCCCCACUGGGUGGUAAAUCUUUGCAAACCUUUGAGCUUUGCUAAAUUGCUUCUAGUACUAAGCACCUGCUUGAUACUGGGCACUGGAGAAAUAAGAUCAAAGUGUAAAGAGUUCAGUCUCACUGGCAACCUCCUGGCAGAGAGCGGUGAAUCCUGGGACAGGACAUCCAUGAGCCAGUUCUCCAGUGCCCAUUGGAGUUGUCUUUAGGGAUUUGGGUUUGCUCUUUGGGGUUAGAAGCCUGGAUCUGGAAUGGAGACACAUGAGGACAAACAGAGGUGGCCAGGGACAGGCAAAAAGAGGUAGGCAGACAGUUAUCUAGGUUUCUCUUGGCCUCGCACUCUAGGAGGGUAACCCCCAAAUAUUUGAGUCCCAGACCCCAAGCCUCCCUCUCCAGAGUCUUUCCCUAACCCAUUUCUCCUCCUCAAGUCUUGGGAAAGCUGCUGGAGUUAUCUGGGGUCUCAGUUGAAGUCAGAGGCUCUAAAUUCCCAUCUUGCUUUUACUACUAACCCCCUUGGUGACCUUAGGCAAGUCUUUCUGGGCCUUUGUUUCUCCCUCUGUAAAAUGUGGCUGCUUCAAAUAAAGUCCUUCCCUUGGGCUAA
Monodelphis domestica (gray short-tailed opossum) is the source of this 4670-nucleotide messenger RNA. The record is from RefSeq and is a predicted model, not a curated record. Lineage: Eukaryota; Metazoa; Chordata; Mammalia; Didelphimorphia; Didelphidae.